AUGACGAAUUCUCCUGAAACAAGUUUCAAGCUCCGUGCCGUUCUUCGUUGCAUACUCGUCAACGAGUUCAUACCGUCGCGCGGCGACCGCCGACCUGUCCCAAAGUUCACGGCUUCGGUGGGUGUCUAUGUGGAUGCCGGCGUCCUGGCCAAAGCACCCGAUGUGAGAUUCCAAUCCAUUGAUGCCAAGCUCUCCAAUGCCUUGAGGAAAGUCAUUGACAAUGCUGGGGACAAGUCCAUGCAAGUGAAGUAUGACAUGUCCAUGAAGAACCAAUUGUAUGGGAGAAGUGGGGACUUCAUCAAGGGACGAGAACUAUUCGCAAUGAUACUGAUUAGCUUCAAGUCACCUGACCACACUGAAGUUCUCUACAACGCCCAUCAUUUGUAUAUGUUCAACUACUAUGGAGAUGACCAACUUGAGGCCUUCUACAACAAGUGGCUUGACAUUGUAUACAAUAUGAAACAUGAUGAUCUGCCUUCCAACAAUUCCCUGCGUGACACAUUGUUCCGGAAGAUUGAACACUCAAAGCUUAUGGCCUUUGAUAUCAACCGAUACAAAACCUUUGAUGAAGGGCAUCCUGAGAAGACCUAUGUUUACCUAACUGGUAUGAUCAAGGGAUACAUAGCAAGAGGAAAACAAGAACGACUGUUGAAAGAUAGAGAACGUGCAGUGAAACUGUCAUUGUCCUCUAACAAGACAACACCUGCUAUGGAAGAUGCCGACAAGCCUGCUGCUCCCGUUAAGACCAAGAAGGAGAAUGAAGCAGCUGCAUCUUCUACAGGUGAUAUCUUCGACAAAGACAAAGAUCCAGAAGAGAUGACUCUCCAGGAAUUGAUCGACGCCCAACCAGACCAUUGGAAGAAGGGCAAAGCCGGAGAAAAGAAGAAGAAGGCAACGAAGAAGGAGAAGAAAGAUUCAAAGAAAGACAAGGACGAGCCAAAGUCCAAGGACGAUGAAGGCCUUAGCGUGACAUGGCCCGACUGCGGCUGUCGCAGUCCAAAGGAACUGUCGGCAUGUUUGAAAACGGCCGCAGCGACGGCCGAUGAUCAGAACUUCUGCGUACAGUGGAACGUAGAGGAGCUUCGUGAAGAAGAGACUCCGCCCCCGUUGCCAGAGAUACCAGGCUCCGACGCCCAGGUGCUUGCCGGAGCAUGCUUGACAUCCUCAACUGCCGUCGAGGAGAAUGAUGAGCUGCGAGUGUUUCUGGGGGAGUUGCAGAGGAAGACUUCCCAGGAGUUCACUGAGGGGAAGUUGUGGCAAAAAACCAGGCAGAGUUGGUGCGAUGGGAAAGUGAAAGUUCUGAGCGAAGAAGGGCGGCACCUCGAAGGCGUGGUCGAGUCCCUUCGAAGUUCCAUCCGACAGUUGGAGAGCCAGGAUGACAAAGUUGUCUUGGCUGAAGUCAAAGAGGUCGCUGGUCUUCACAUCUCAACACAGUUGGCGCUUUUGGAGAAGCUCCGAGAGCGGCUCCACCUUGGAGGUGGAAGUUCCUCAGCCCUGCAUCGCUUUGCGACAGCUGUCAGGCAGCACUGCGACCUCGGGCAAGAAAGCCAUCUCAAGGUCUUGGAAGACAGGUUGGAUUUACUUCAGAGCUCCUCUGAGGCGAUGGCGGAGGAUUUCCGUGGCGAGGUGUCUCCGCAGGUGAAUUUCCUUCAAGUUGGUCAAGUUUCUGGCCACAAGGAGCGGUCCGAUCGGAGUUUCCCUCUCCUGAGCCUCUUCAGGUCGGAGCGACAGCCAUCGAUCACCAGGAUCCAAGAUGCUUCCGAUGAGAGCCUGCCGGCCAUGCCGGACGAUGAACGUCCCAAGGUCUUGGAACUCAUGGCGAGAUUGCACCAGGAGAACACUGCGACCAGCUCUAAGGAAGCAGCUUGGUGUGCAGAGGAGCGCCAACGGCAGCAGAGCGCCCUGCAACGGAGCAACGCUGCGGCGGAGGCUUCGGCGUCUGCUGCAAAAGCGGAAGCCGAGCAGAAGGCAGCUUUGGAGGAUCACUUGUCACACCUUCAGAAAGGCUUGCAGCUCUGCCAAGAGGCCCGCGAAGUCUUUGAGCAGGAUGCCAGUUCCAACAGCACUGAGGUGGCGGUGCAGCAUCAAAGGGAUCGGCAGUUGGCAGUCAAGGUUUUAGAGAAGGCUCUUGGUGCCGCAGCAGGUGCCAAACAGCACCGGACUGCGCAGCGCUACCUGACGGCUCUCCAACAGUCCUUCCAGGAGGAGCCAGAUCCGUUGCCCAGCUCUGCAACUUGGGUGUUGCAGCGCGGUGCAGAGCUGCAAACGGCGUUGGAAACAGAACAGCAGAAAUUGAUGCUUCACAGGGACUUCCAUGCGAAACGCCAGAGAAGACAUGAGGAGCUUGAGGAGCUUCACGUCGCACAGGCAAAGUCCGUGGAAGCCGAAAUCAAAAGCCUGGAGGAUUGUGGAGCCCCUCGCAACCAAUGGAAGGCGGAAGUUCAUGCUCUUGAAGACGCGGAGUUGGUUUUUGCUGGGGAACCUUUGGUGGCACCACCGCACAUGCGCGGUGCGCGCGGUGCCAAGCUCUCCGCCAUGGAGGAAGCCGCCGAAGCUCUGGGGAUCGCGGUCAAUUGA
Molecule: messenger RNA, 2577 nt
Organism: Cladocopium goreaui
Lineage: Eukaryota; Dinophyceae; Suessiales; Symbiodiniaceae
Source: the annotation of a GenBank genome assembly